Molecule: messenger RNA, 2015 nt
Organism: Aethalodelphis obliquidens (Pacific white-sided dolphin)
Lineage: Eukaryota; Metazoa; Chordata; Mammalia; Artiodactyla; Delphinidae
Gene: ACTR10
Product: actin related protein 10
Exons: 13
Coding region: 118-1371 (417 amino acids)
Source: RefSeq, a predicted model, not a curated record
GGCCCCCGCCGUCGCCACCACCUGCGCGCCGUCGCCCCAGCCCCGCCCCCGAGAGCCGAGAGCUGUCGGCAGCCGAGGUCUGGCAGCGCUCGUCUCCUUACCGGCUUGUUUACUACCAUGCCGCUGUACGAGGGCCUGGGGAGCGGCGGAGAGAAAACGGCGGUCGUGAUAGACCUGGGAGAGUCUUUUACCAAAUGUGGAUUUGCUGGAGAAACUGGUCCAAGAUGCAUAAUUCCUAGUGUGAUAAAAAAAGCUGGCAUGCCUAAGCCUAUCAAAGUUGUACAAUAUAAUAUCAAUACAGAAGAAUUAUAUUCCUACCUAAAGGAAUUCAUCCACAUACUGUAUUUCAGGCAUCUAUUGGUGAAUCCCAGAGACCGCAGAGUUGUGGUUAUUGAGUCGGUAUUAUGUCCUUCCCACUUCAGAGAGACACUCACUCGUGUUCUUUUCAAGUAUUUUGAGGUUCCAUCUGUCUUGCUUGCUCCAAGUCAUCUAAUGGCUCUUCUUACACUUGGGAUAAACUCUGCCAUGGUCCUGGAUUGUGGAUAUAGGGAAAGCCUGGUGUUACCUAUAUAUGAAGGAAUCCCAGUACUAAAUUGUUGGGGAGCACUCCCCCUAGGAGGAAAAGCUCUUCACAAGGAGUUGGAAACUCAACUAUUGGAACAAUGUACUGUUGACACAGGUGCUGCUAAAGAACAGAGCCUUCCCUCUGUGAUGGGUUCAAUUCCAGAAGGUAUCUUGGAGGACAUUAAAGUGCGCACUUGCUUUGUUAGUGAUCUGAAGCGUGGACUAAAAAUCCAAGCAGCAAAAUUUAAUAUUGAUGGGAAUACUGAGCGUCCCUCACCACCUCCAAAUGUUGACUACCCAUUAGAUGGAGAGAAGAUUUUACAUGUCCUUGGAUCAAUCAGAGAUUCGGUUGUGGAAAUCCUUUUUGAGCAAGAUAAUGAAGAGAAAUCAGUUGCCACUUUAAUAUUGGAUUCCCUUAUGCAGUGCCCAAUAGACACUAGGAAGCAACUAGCAGAGAACUUGGUAGUCAUAGGUGGCACGUCUAUGUUGCCAGGAUUCCUCCACAGACUACUUGCAGAAAUAAGGUAUUUGGUAGAAAAACCAAAAUAUAAAAAAAUACUUGGCACCAAGACAUUCCGAAUUCAUACUCCACCUGCAAAGGCUAAUUGUGUAGCCUGGUUGGGAGGAGCUAUUUUUGGAGCACUGCAAGACAUACUUGGGAGCCGUUCAGUCUCAAAGGAAUAUUAUAACCAGACAGGCCGUAUACCUGAUUGGUGUUCUCUUAAUAACCCACCUUUGGAAAUGAUGUUUGAUGUCGGGAAGGCUCAACCACCUCUGAUGAAGAGAGCAUUUUCCACUGAGAAAUGAAAGUUUGAUUAAAAUUCAGCUUUGCUUCUUUUCAAAUAUCAAUUACAAGCAAACUGUACAAAGUAUAUAGGGUGGUGUUAGAGAUGACUUUAGUAGAAGUGCAAGCGUUUCUGUAAUUAUACUUCACAUUAGUAUUUAAUCAUUUUGCCUUUGGUGUAAUGGUAGAAUGGUAGCUGAUGCUUAUUGAAAUUAGUUGUAUUUAUAUCAAUAAAAUAUAGUAAAGCAGUUAAUUUUGGAAGUUUGUUGCAUAGUUCAUUUUUCAAAAAGAACAAAAACAUUGUCCCUCCACAAUUCACAUAAUCUGUCCUGGGCAUUGGAGACUUCAUUAAUUUCAUUGUGUUCAACAAUUAUUUUAUUUAAAGAAUAAUGUUACCUUUUCCAGUUAUUUCAAGUAUUAACAUGGGUCUGUGUCUUAAAAUCCUUUUGUUUUGAUGUUUGUGUCCAUGUUAUAAUUAUGCUACUUUUGGGCUGAGAAUGUUGGGUAGCAUAGUUAAGCAUUUGGUAAGGAAAAUGGGGAAAUGUUCACUUUUUAACUUUACAGUUUAUUUUAUGAAUUGCUAAGAAAAAAGAUAUUUCAUUUUUAUGCGGAGAUACUCAUUUUAUGCAUUUUUAUGAAACUGCUUUAUAAACAUGUAUUCAUAAUG